AUGGCUACGACGCUGAUAUCACAGUCGCUACCAGCGAUGCGUCACGCUCACGAGAGUGCCAGCUCGGACCGCACCGUCACAAUCCUCCUGACGACCUUCGCUGGCCUGGGACUUCCUCGCACCCUUUCACUUCCGGUCAGCGCAUCAACAAGCGUUCAAGAUGUCCUGCAGAGCAUUCACAACCGGCUACCAAACGUCAACCACACGCUUAUCAUCACAACCACCGACAACAAACAGCUGCUCUCUUCGAGCACUGAGCCCGUCUCUACGCUGCUCUCGUCCCGAAGCGAUGCGUUUCUUCCGCUCCGCCUCAGCGCGCGACUAUGCGGUGGCAAAGGCGGUUUCGGCUCCCAGCUGCGCGCUGCAGGUGGCCGCAUGAGCAGCCGCAAGAAGCGCGACCAGAAUCAAAAUACCAACGGCUCGAACCGCAAUUUGGAUGGCCGGCGAUUGCGUGUCGUUGACGAAGUCAGGAACGUCAGCAAGUUUAUGGCGGGACAGAAGGGAGAGGCCGAAAGGGCGGAGGCUGAGAAGAAAAGUGCACGCGAGGCGUACUACGACAAGAUGACCAAGCAGCUCGAGUUGGUGGGAAGUGGGAAAUUUGGUGGCGAUAAGGGAAAACUCGAUGAGGAGUAUGUUGAGAGCAAGAAGCAAGCGGAGGAACAGACGCAGUUGGCGGUAAGAAAUUAUUACGCAAAGCAGAAUAAUGAGGAGGCAGAGAGGAAGGAGAAGUCGGCAAGUAAGACCUCUAAGGAAGACAAUGCCUCCGACAGUGGCGUGGAGGUCGAAAGUGCCAGUGCUGGACCUAGCGAGAAAGCUGUCGCUCAGCGGGUGGAGGCAGCAGCCGCUGUCUCGCUUUGGGGAUGGGAUGAGGAUGAAGACGACUCUGAAGACGAGGCGGAGGCGUAUACUGCACCUAUGCCGGAGACUGCUUUCAUCGGCAAAGGAAAGGCUCCCGUGAUGGUUUGA
Messenger RNA from Saxophila tyrrhenica, 966 nucleotides. RefSeq lists its product as uncharacterized. The coding region runs from base 1 to 966 and encodes 321 amino acids. The record is from RefSeq and is a predicted model, not a curated record. Gene Ontology annotation, cellular component: nucleus. The transcript has a single exon. Lineage: Eukaryota; Fungi; Ascomycota; Dothideomycetes; Mycosphaerellales; Extremaceae.